Brassica oleracea var. oleracea is the source of this 925-nucleotide messenger RNA. RefSeq names its product putative gamma-glutamylcyclotransferase At3g02910. The record is from RefSeq and is a predicted model, not a curated record. Lineage: Eukaryota; Viridiplantae; Streptophyta; Magnoliopsida; Brassicales; Brassicaceae. Gene Ontology annotation, molecular function: gamma-glutamylaminecyclotransferase activity. The transcript has a single exon. The coding region runs from base 104 to 664 and encodes 186 amino acids.
UUAACCAAAUUUCACGCCCUAAAAAUCAGAGAUUCCAAUAACUACUUCUCUCUCCCUCUCUCUGUUAAUACGAUUCUGAUUCUAUUCUCUCAAGUCUCAACCAAUGGGCCACGAAACAAAGGCGACGACGGAGACCACCACCACCCUCGUGUUCUCCUACGGAACUCUGAAGAGAGGCUUCUCGAACCACGUCCUGAUGCAAGAUCUGAUCCGAUCCGGCGACGCGUCUUUCAAAGGAGUCUACCAAACCUUAGAGAACUACCCCCUCGUCUGCGGACCAUACCGAGUCCCUUUCCUCCUCAACAAGCCUGGAUCGGGUCAACGCGUCACGGGAGAGCUUUACUCCGUUUCUCCCCGCGGCCUCUCGCGUCUCGACGAGCUCGAAGGGAUCAGCCGGGGCCAUUACGUCAGACAGCCGAUCCGUCUCGCCGCGAAGGAGGAGGGAGGAGAUCUUGAAACAGAGCGUGUCUCGUCGUCGUGCGUGGUGGAGGCGUAUUACGCGCACAAGAGCUACGAAGAGGAGCUCUGGGAGAGGAAUAGGAGGAGGUCGUUCGGCGCGUACACGGAGAAGGAAGCGCGUGGGUAUGUGAAGCGGAACGAUAGGCCGCAGCAUCUUAGCUUCUUGGAUCAUAUCCGUAUUUUCGUUUCUUCUCCAUGUGACUGAUUUUAAUUUUCCCUCUCUCUCUCUCGGGGAAAAAUGAAAAAAGAAAAAAAAAAUAGUUACUAUUACAUGUUGUAAGGGUCCCAUCGGUCCUUCGUAUCCGUACUACGGUUGUCCUUUGAUUAGGUUCUGUGAUUGUUGUUCGGAUGUAAAACAAUAUAAGUCUUCUAUCUUAAUAAGCUUUUGGUCGCUCUUGUUAACUUUAUAAUCGUUAGCCCCCUGCUGAAUAAGAAGUCGGUCAGUGUCUAGAUUCAGGUUGUCUUA